Molecule: messenger RNA, 2522 nt
Organism: Loxodonta africana (African savanna elephant)
Lineage: Eukaryota; Metazoa; Chordata; Mammalia; Proboscidea; Elephantidae
Gene: RAB21
Product: RAB21, member RAS oncogene family
Exons: 7
Coding region: 277-945 (222 amino acids)
Biological process (GO): Rab protein signal transduction
Cellular component (GO): Golgi apparatus; endosome
Molecular function (GO): GTPase activity; GTP binding
Source: RefSeq, a predicted model, not a curated record
AAUGUGACGUAGGAGGAAGGAGACGCCAUUAGAGGGAGGUGGAAAAGGAACGCUCUUCGCCCUUCCUCCGGUUCCUGACGUGGUGGCUGGGGCUCCUCAUUCUCGGACUUGCUCUCGGCUCUUCCAGGCCUCCCUCUGAGGAGGGAGUGGAGACGGCGCUCGGGGUCCACAGGGCCGGUGUGGAGUGGGCUGCGCCGGCCUCUGCUGCGAAGGUUCUGUCUAGGCUGUGGACAGCUCGGCGCGGCUCUAGGGCUCGGGCGGCGGGGAAGCGACGGGAUGGCUGCGGCCGGCGGCGGCGGGGCGGCGGCUGGUCGAGCCUACUCGUUCAAGGUGGUGCUGCUGGGGGAAGGCUGCGUGGGGAAGACGUCGCUGGUGUUGCGCUACUGCGAGAACAAGUUCAACGACAAGCACAUCACCACUCUGCAGGCAUCUUUCUUAACAAAGAAGUUAAAUAUUGGUGGAAAAAGAGUAAACCUUGCCAUAUGGGAUACAGCAGGUCAAGAGAGAUUUCAUGCAUUGGGUCCAAUUUACUACCGAGAUUCAAAUGGAGCUAUUUUAGUUUAUGACAUAACAGAUGAAGAUUCUUUUCAGAAGGUAAAAAACUGGGUCAAAGAAUUACGGAAAAUGUUGGGAAAUGAAAUCUGUUUAUGUAUAGUUGGUAAUAAAAUAGAUUUGGAAAGGGAGAGACAUGUUUCCAUCCAAGAAGCAGAAUCGUAUGCAGAAUCUGUAGGAGCAAAACAUUAUCACACUUCAGCCAAACAGAACAAAGGAAUCGAAGAACUCUUUCUUGACCUUUGUAAAAGGAUGAUAGAAACAGCACAAGUGGACGAGAGAGCAAAAGGGAAUGGCUCCAGUCAGCCAGGAACCACAAGGCGAGGCGUACAGAUUAUCGACGAUGAGCCUCAAGCCCAGAGCGGUGGCGGAGGGUGCUGUUCUUCUGGAUAACUGUUCACACAUGAGAAAUUGAAACACACACCACACACACACACCACACACACACACACACACCACACACACACACACACACACACUGUGGAUCAUUGCCCUCAACAUGAAGACUGCCAUAUUCCAAGUCAUGUUAUUUUACCAAUGGAGUUACAGAAUUAACAGUAUUUUAAAUUACGUUUAUAACACUGCAGAGACCUUAAGUGCUAAACUUAGUGAAAAUUUGUGACCAGAGAAUUGGCAUUUUCUACAAAUGUUAACAAAGCAAUUACCGAUGGCCUUUUUACAUAUUUUUUUCUUUAAUGAGGAAUAAUAUGCAUGUAGAAAAGACCUACUUAAAGGCUUCAUUUAUAUUCUUUUAAAUCAGAUCUUUAUUUAAUAACUUAUAUAUGUUGUUGGAAUGAUAUACAUUUUUGCAGCCCUUUGUAUUUUGUGGUAGUUUGAAUUGUAUCACUUCUGAACAGCAAACUUUUUGUUUUUGUUUUUUUAAUUAGCAGAUACCUGAAGUACUAUUUUUGCAGGGUUUGCACAGGCCCCUAACUGUCUACUACUUUGAUAUAAUCUAUAUACAUCCUUUAUGCUGAGCUGGUAAAAUACAUUGUAAAUUACAUAUUAAAUAUUUUAUCUGCUUUUACAAGCGCAAGGUGCAAAAAUAUAUACACUAGUCUCAUUGAUGACUGUAAAGUGAAUUAACAUUUGGUGAUAAUGCCUAAGCUUUUUCACUCUAUCUGAUACAAAGAUCAUAGCUCCCCUUCACUUUUGUCUUAACUUGAAAGUGGGCGUGUUUAAAUUUUCACACACACUUUACUUGAACUACUGCUGUUGUCACAUUUUUUUGCCUCUGUAAGUCCAUCUGAUUAUUGAACAGCAGCAUUUGCCUUUGGGUUUGUGUUUUUUAUUUUGUUUUUUGGUAAGAGAUGACACCUGCCAAUUUUGUUUUAGGGUGGUUACUUUAGAAGUAUUUGAGUGGAGCAUGCUGAGUUUCACAUCUGCAAUGGCUUUAGUUUUCUCUUCGGCUUUAUAUGAAAUGGGUUCACUGGUGUGAGAGAAAGAGCUCCUACAUAGAAGCCACUCACCAAGGCUCAUUCGUACAGCAUGCUAGUGAUAGUGUAUGCUCCUGAGGCAGCACUUUUAGAUUCUUUUGUGAGCAAAUUGUAUUUGUUCAUUGCUUGCCAGAGAUGGACGCAGAAAGUUUCGUUUCAUUUUAUAAGAGCUAUCCUUCUGUGUUUUUGUGAAGGGAAAUAUUUCAUGUAAUGCAGUUAUAGCAAACACUGGAAAGAUUUACUAUAAAAUUAUAUUCUUGUAUACUUUGUAAAUUAGUCCCUCAUUAGGUUUUUUUCAAGCAUAGAACUGAACUUAAAUUUGUUAAUUUUAAUAGAAUUAGGCACUGCUCACAGAAGGAACACAGAUUGUGGAAACUAACAUAAAUUGUUCUUGUUCUAAUAUAUAUAUUUUUCCAUUCUGUCAUGCUUGGAAAACUAGUAAAUGUUAUGUCUAAGAUAAAGUGGAAUGGUCCAUGGAUUUACUUCUUACAAGAAGCAGUAGUAUGCAAUAAAGCUGUUAGCAUGAGCAAUUAA